AGACUUCAAUGGGAACGCGCAACGCUUGAUUUUAGCGCGUUUUUGACACAUAAAACGCGCGUUCGAACGCGCGUCUUGGAUUUUGCAACAUGCUGGAAAAGGCACAACACCAGGUGCAAAGCACAGUUUUGGAGAGAAGCCAGCAUGGAGGAGUCCGGCUGUGACACAGAGACCCUCAUCAGGCUGGUGCAAGCCAAACGCUGCCUGUAUGAUACGCAGGAUGGCAACUACAAAAAUAGGAGGAGCAGGCAGCAGGCCUGGGAGGAUAUUGCCAAAAGCAUCUGGCCAGAUUGGAGCAGUUUAACCAAGACAGUGAAACAGGGAAAAGUCAACACUAUCAAAGGCAAAUGGAAAAGCCUGAAAGACGCCUUUAUCCGCCAUCGCCGCAAACAAAAGGAGCAGAGGAGCGGAUCCUCCCCAGGCGGACGCUCCAGUUAUGUGCAUGCAGCACAAAUGUCUUUUCUGAUAUCGUGCACCGAAAUGCGGAGCACCGAUAGUAGCUGGGAACCCAGCCAGGCGCAAGCUGAUGAGGAAGAGGACGAGGGCACAAUGGACAGUGAGCCGGGCCCAUCUAUGGGGCCAAUGAGUCCUCCAGCCCCCCCCCCCACUCCGACUUUCGUCAGCCCCAUGCAGACUGUCCAAGCCGUACCAGAGGCAACUCGGCAGACCAGACAUAAAAGGAGGAGAACGGAGAGACAGGAGGACCGCCUAAUCGGCUGCCUAGAUGCCCUGGCACAUCCUGUGCCCAAACUUAGCAGCGACGCAUAUUUUCUCCUGAGUCUAGAGGAGAAAAUGCUGCAUGUGCCGAGACAUCUGAUCACCAAAGUAAGGGAGGAGGUGACUAACACCAUAGACAAGUAUUGCCUCCCUUACGAGCUAGCAACGUCUAGCACUGCCCCACACUCACAGGACAAUGGCAGAGACCAUGCACGAUGA
Molecule: messenger RNA, 936 nt
Organism: Bufo gargarizans (Asiatic toad)
Lineage: Eukaryota; Metazoa; Chordata; Amphibia; Anura; Bufonidae
Exons: 4
Coding region: 145-936 (263 amino acids)
Biological process (GO): regulation of transcription by RNA polymerase II
Cellular component (GO): nucleus; transcription regulator complex
Source: RefSeq, a predicted model, not a curated record